AUGGGGUUCGCUGAAUCAUCAAACGGAGACAUCCAUCUCCUUCACAUGUACGGAGUAGAGCGUAGCGGCACGAUGGUCAGUUCUCGGACCCUUUAUUUUCUUCUCUCGCCCGUCAUCGGGGUCUUGAUUGAUUCAUUCCAGUCUGGGAAUGGCUGGCGAGCCGCUCAGGGCGCCAUCCCCGUCAGUGUGUAUGCACUGACGAGGUCAAAAAAAGUCUACCAUACAAAAAGAUGUCCAAGAUUUGGUGUAUCCCAUCCGCCACCGACGGCGGCCAGUCGCGAUUCAACUUCGUCCAUUCUCAUACCGCGCCUGCAAAGCCCCGAAAGCUUCACCGACGCGGGAGACCCAUCCGAUGUUUCUCGCUCCCAACCGACCGCAAAAUCUCUGGCUGUAGCCGUGUCAGGAAGAACGUAUCGACGUAUCCGACCACGAGCUGCGCCAUCACAAUGGGAGAAUAUUGUUCGCGCCAAGGCAGAGAAACCCCCUAGGCCUCACUCGAAGCCUCGAGGCUCCCGGUUGUCGUCGAACAAACAAAAAGACGCCACGCCCACAAAAUUCUUCCAUUUCGUGAAAAAUCAGAUUUGCCUUUCAUCGCGUCCGAUACUAGUAACAAGGUCGUGUCGAACGCCUAUGUCAUGGCCCCCUCCGCCCUCGACACCUUUGCCCUGA
Molecule: messenger RNA, 669 nt
Organism: Colletotrichum abscissum
Lineage: Eukaryota; Fungi; Ascomycota; Sordariomycetes; Glomerellales; Glomerellaceae
Exons: 1
Coding region: 1-669 (222 amino acids)
Source: RefSeq, a predicted model, not a curated record